AUGCGACUUUCGAACGUGACUCUUCUCGCUCUCGCUUCCUUCGUGUACGCCAAGAACGUGAUCACCAUCCACCCCGUCGACGGCCCUCUCGACGACCCUAAGCCUCUCCACAAGCGAAACGAACCCGUCCAGAACGGCUUCUACCCCGGCGUCUUCAUGGUCCAGGACGACUCGAGCGGGCCCCACGUCGACCACGUCGACCUUAGCAACCCCGGAAUCAAAAUGCCUUCUGGAGAACAGCCCAAGAGCGGCCCCACCUACCUCACAACCGGCCUAGUUCAGGACCCGCAGAUCUCCAUUUUUGCUGGCUACCUGAGAGACGACACCGAGCUCAUCAAGCGGCUUAACGACGGUGAUUCUUACACAGUGGUGCUUGCGCCCUCCAACGCCGCAGUGGCAUCUCUGGCCCUCAAACCCUGGCAGUUCCCCAACGCUAUCACAGGAAAGUCCGAGAAGGACAAAGACGCUCUUGCCAACGAGAACAUCUCGUCGUUUGUGGCCAACCACGUUGUCGUCGACACCCAGCUCGUGACCACGUUUGACGUUGUCAAGCGAGCCCGAACCCUGUCUGGCCUGGAGAUUGAGAUUUUCACUGAGAACAACAAGAUUCUGGUCAAGUCCAACGACUCCACCAGCACCGUGACCAAGAUCAUCCAGACCAACAACGGCGCCAUCUGGGUGAUGGAUGAGUCUCUUGUCAAGCCUGAGUUGGCCUAA
This is a messenger RNA of Yarrowia lipolytica CLIB122, 717 nucleotides long. RefSeq lists its product as uncharacterized. The record is from RefSeq and is a predicted model, not a curated record. NCBI's taxonomy places the organism in Eukaryota, Fungi, Ascomycota, Dipodascomycetes, Dipodascales.